Physella acuta is the source of this 915-nucleotide messenger RNA. RefSeq lists its product as uncharacterized. NCBI's taxonomy places the organism in Eukaryota, Metazoa, Mollusca, Gastropoda, Physidae. The record is from RefSeq and is a predicted model, not a curated record.
CACAACCAAUAUCUACAACCUCUGCAACAUUGACUUCUAAUAUGUUUAGCCAAAAUCCAAUAAGAUCUUUUAACACGCCGCUAGCGAUAAAUGGAGCUUUCAACACUACGUCAACGCCAUCAACUUCCAAUGGACCAUUCGGCACGAAUAAUUUCAAUUCUGGAUUCUGCUUUGCUAACCUAGCUGACAGGAGUACAGUCUUUGGAAGUGUCACCCCUUCCACAUCUUCAACAACACAAGGCUUCCAGUUUUCUUUCUCCAAGUCCCCAGUCAAAUCACAGCAGACACCAGUAGUCCCAGGCUCAUCAGACUUUGAUGUAAAACCCACCCCAGGACCAGGAUUCUUUUCAACUCCGCUGCCAUCAGUAGUUCCUGCUCCAGUGAUUGCUGCACCUGUCACUCCCAUAGCUGUGUCUAAUGUUAAAGGUCCUGUACCUGAUACUACAUCAUCCCCUGCACUUCUGUCAGCCCUUUCUGGCCAGAGAUCUAUUACUGCAGGAGUCGAAACUUUUUUCUGUACUAGAGCAAAAAAGUCACCUGAACAGACUGAAGGGGAAAUCACAAUUUUAGUGGACACCCACAACAAUCGUGCCACCAUCUUGAUGAUGGGUGACACUAGAGAGUUACUCUUUCAUCAUGACAUCAGAGAGUUGAAGUUUAAGCGGGCUACUGGGAAAAGCAGAAUCACCUGGACGGGAACUAAAGUUGGAUCACAGGACACGGAGAAAGUAACUGUCUCACUGGAUAACCCCUCACAGCUUAGAGACGCUAUUAGAAAGGCAGCUGUUUUUUUAAACAAUCUAUAAAAAAAUUCCAAAAGUAUCAAUUGGACGAAAAUUAAUACUCGCUGAUAUUGCUCCAGAAAUGAAGUCCUUUUGUGAAAGCUGAAUGAAAUAUUAGAUAUUGUUUUUUUUC